This is a messenger RNA of Pogona vitticeps (central bearded dragon), 978 nucleotides long. NCBI's taxonomy places the organism in Eukaryota, Metazoa, Chordata, Lepidosauria, Squamata, Agamidae. The record is from RefSeq and is a predicted model, not a curated record.
GAUGUUCCAAAUUAUGAGUGUGAAACUCCUGAAGGAGUCCAUACCACAUUGAGCAAAAUUUUGGCAUCUCUUAAUGAACCAAGUAUCAACUAUACACUGAGUUUUGCCAACAAACUCUGUGGAGACCAUGCUGUUGCCUUCAUUCAGAAAUUCAUUCACUCUGUUCUGAAACUCUACUGGACUAAUGUGGAGAAUAUGGAUCUGCAAAAUGCUCCAGAGGAAAUGAGGAGAAUAAUAAAUCUUUGGGUUGAGUUCCAGACCCAUGGUAAAAUCAAGGAUCUCCUCCCCAAAGACGGCUUUGACUACCUUGCCCAGCUGCUGCAUGUGAAUGCUCUGUAUUUCAAAGGACAAUGGCAAGUGCGGUUUGAUGAACAACUCACAAUAGAAGCUCCAUUCUAUGUACAUUAUGCAAAUAAGAGGGAUCGCCAAACUGUGCAGCUGAUGAACAGAAAGGGGGUCUACAACACUGCCUUGCUUAAUAUUGGUGAGACUGAGGUACGGGUGCUGGAGAUUCCUUACAAGGACAAUAAGCUGAGCUUCUUUGUGCUGCUCCCAACUGACUGCGACCCUGAAACUCUCCAGCAGCUGGAAGAUUCGCUUACCCACGAGCACCUACUUGACUGGUCGGGUCAGCUGAAGCCUGCAGAAGUAGACGUCUUCAUUCCCAAGUUCAGCUUAGAGAAGAAGCUUUAUGCCACUGAAUAUUUGGAUCUGCCAAGUCUCCAAGAUCCAGAAAAAGCUGAUUUCUCUCAAGCAACUACCACUGAGGGAGUGGCCCUCACUCAGCUGGUCCAUGAUACCUUCAUUGAGAUUGAUGAAGAGGGUGGUGAGGAACCAGAGGCUCGCCGUUGCCCCAGGGAUAGGCACCCACGUCAGGAAGCUGUGGAGGUUCUGGCCGACCAUCCUUUCCUGUAUUACAUCCUCCACAGACCCACUCAAAGUAUUAUUGCCCUUGGAAAAUUCGCUAAACCAGAAUAA